Molecule: messenger RNA, 1398 nt
Organism: Glycine soja
Lineage: Eukaryota; Viridiplantae; Streptophyta; Magnoliopsida; Fabales; Fabaceae
Product: probable prolyl 4-hydroxylase 10
Exons: 8
Coding region: 111-980 (289 amino acids)
Biological process (GO): peptidyl-proline hydroxylation to 4-hydroxy-L-proline
Cellular component (GO): endoplasmic reticulum
Molecular function (GO): L-ascorbic acid binding; procollagen-proline 4-dioxygenase activity; iron ion binding
Source: RefSeq, a predicted model, not a curated record
AAUAAUAAUAAUAACACACAAUCUCUAUUCAAAAUCAAAUAAAAUCCACGUGUUUGAGUUGAGUUUCAUCGAAUAAUAAUUUCAGAUCUCGUCGAUCUUGAGCUUCAACAAUGGCGAAACCAAGGUACUCUCGUCUUCCACCUCGCAAGUCAUCGUCGUCUUCCACGCUGAUUCUGACUCUCUUCCUGGUCUUCACCUUCCUCGUUCUCAUUCUCCUCGCUCUCGGCAUCCUCUCCAUUCCCAGCUCCUCGCGCGGCAAUUUGCCCAAACCUAACGAUCUCGCAUCCAUCGCUCGCAACACAAUCGAGACUUCCGACAGUGACGAGAGGGGGGAGCAGUGGGUUGAAGUAGUGUCGUGGGAGCCCAGAGCCUUUGUUUAUCACAAUUUUCUGACGAAGGAGGAAUGCGAAUAUCUAAUUGACAUAGCAAAGCCAAGUAUGCAUAAGUCAACAGUUGUCGAUAGUGAAACUGGAAAGAGUAAAGACAGCAGAGUGCGUACAAGCUCUGGAACUUUUCUGGCCAGAGGUCGUGAUAAGAUUGUCAGGAAUAUUGAGAAAAAAAUUUCUGACUUUACUUUCAUUCCUGUUGAGCAUGGUGAAGGACUUCAAGUUCUGCACUAUGAAGUUGGACAAAAGUAUGAGCCUCACUAUGACUACUUUCUUGAUGAUUUUAACACUAAGAAUGGGGGUCAGCGUAUAGCAACAGUGCUGAUGUACCUUACUGAUGUUGAAGAAGGGGGUGAGACAGUGUUUCCAGCUGCCAAAGGGAAUUUUAGUUCUGUGCCAUGGUGGAAUGAGCUUUCUGAGUGUGGAAAAAAAGGACUUUCGAUUAAACCAAAGAGGGGUGAUGCUCUACUUUUUUGGAGUAUGAAGCCAGAUGCAAGUUUAGAUCCAUCAAGCUUACAUGGUGGUUGUCCAGUGAUCAAGGGUAAUAAAUGGUCAAGUACCAAAUGGAUGCGUGUCAGCGAAUACAAUGCUUGAAUAUACAUUACUAUAGGCUUGUCUGAAUUCAGCAUGCCAAUGGUGUACUAUUUGAGUCUCAGCUAAAAAUUUGCGUGAUAAUGCUUCAGAUCUGGAAGGAAAUAUUUACAGCAUGAUGUGGCAUUCUGUAAUUUUGGAUGUUCAGUUGUAAGCUAACUCAUUUUUUCCCCUAUCCUUUUCAUUUAUAAUAAUAGCGAAUAUAAUAAAAAAAAAUUAUUUACCGGGUUAAUUUACAAUAGGGAUGUGCAAGAAAAUGUAUGAAACCAAUAGAUGGAACAAGUAUACCAGUUUUUUUUCCCUCAGAGCUCCUUUACCUUUGGUUGUAUUCGUUGUUAUAUGUCAGCUUGUGUUAUUACCCCUAAAGUCGUGCAUUCGAGGGGUCUUUGAUAAUUGAGUUAAAUAUUUAUUUUUGGUUAAA